This is a messenger RNA of Lontra canadensis (Northern American river otter), 3707 nucleotides long. RefSeq names its product PDZ domain containing 8 (gene PDZD8). The transcript is spliced from 5 exons. Gene Ontology annotation, cellular component: mitochondria-associated endoplasmic reticulum membrane contact site. The coding region runs from base 208 to 3675 and encodes 1155 amino acids. NCBI's taxonomy places the organism in Eukaryota, Metazoa, Chordata, Mammalia, Carnivora, Mustelidae. The record is from RefSeq and is a predicted model, not a curated record. Gene Ontology annotation, molecular function: lipid binding; protein binding. Gene Ontology annotation, biological process: mitochondrial calcium ion homeostasis.
GAGUGUCUGAGGAGUUGCGGGCCGCUGCGGGCUCGGGCGUCGCACCGCGCCUGCCGGAGCCGCCGAACGAGGCCCAGGGAGCCGCCUGCCCCAACCCCGCCGCCCGAUGUCCUCAAGAUGGAGGCAGCGGGGGCGGCGACGUGAAGAGAGCGGCGCUGUGGGCGCGGGAGCAGGGGCCCGGGCGGCCCGGGCGGAGGCGGUGCCGGGAUGGGGCUGCUGCUCAUGAUUCUGGCGUCCGCCGUGCUGGGCUCCUUCCUCACGCUCCUCACCCAGUUCUUGCUGCUGUACCGCAAACAGCCCGAGCCGCCGCCGGACGAGGCGGCCCGCGCGGGCGACGGCUUCCGCUACAUCAAGCCGGUGCCGGGCCUGGCCCUGAGGGAGUACCUUUAUGGCGGCGGCGGGGCUGAGGAGCCCUCCGGCGGGCCACCCGAGGGCGGCGCGACCCCGGCCCCGGCCCUCGAGACCCCCGCCCCGCCGACGCGGGAGACCUGCUACUUCCUCAACGCCACCAUCCUGUUCCUGUUCCGGGAGCUGCGGGACACCGCACUGGCUCGUCGCUGGGUCACCAAGAAGAUCAAGGUGGAGUUCGAGGAGCUGCUGCAGACCAAGACGGCCGGGCGCCUGCUGGAGGGGCUGAGCCUGCGGGACGUGUUCCUGGGCGAGACCGUGCCCUUCAUCAAGACCAUCCGCCUCCUGCGGCCGGUGGUGCCCUCGGCCAGCGGGGAGUCGGACGGCCCCGAGGGGGAGACCCUGCCCGCCACCUCCCCCGAGGAGCUGGCCUUCGAGGCGGAGGUGGAGUACAACGGGGGCUUCCACCUGGCCAUCGACGUGGACCUGGUCUUCGGCAAGUCCGCCUACCUGUUCGUCAAGCUGUCCCGAGUCGUGGGGAGGCUGCGCUUCGUCCUCACGCGCGUGCCCUUCACCCACUGGUUCUUCUCCUUCGUGGAGGACCCGCUGAUCGACUUUGAGGUGCGCUCCCAGUUUGAAGGGCGGCCUAUGCCCCAGCUCACCUCCAUCAUCGUCAACCAGCUCAAGAAGAUCAUCAAGCGCAAGCACACUCUCCCGAGUUACAAGAUCAGGUUUAAGCCGUUUUUUCCAUUCCAAACUUCGCAAGGAUUUGAAGAAGAUGAAGAAGAGCAAAUCCAUAUACAACAAUGGGCACUUACUGAAGGCCGCCUUAAAGUUACAUUGUUAGAAUGUAGCAGGUUACUCAUUUUUGGAUCCUAUGACAGAGAGGCAAAUAUUCAUUGUACACUCGAGUUGAGCAGUGGUGUUUGGGAAGAAAAACAAAGGAGUUCUAUUAAGACGGUUGAAUUAAUAAAGGGGAAUUUACAGAGUGUUGGACUUACACUUCGUCUUGUCCAGUCAACUGACGGGUACGCUGGGCAUGUCAUAAUUGAGACGGUGGCCCCAAACUCGCCUGCUGCACUUGCAGAUCUUCAGCGGGGAGACCGACUGAUUGCUAUUGGAGGCGUGAAAAUCACAUCUACCCUGCAAGUGCUGAAGCUGAUCAAGCAGGCGGGGGACCGGGUGCUGGUGCACUACGAGAGGCCUGUAGGCCAGAGCAGUCAAGGCGCAGCGCUGCAAGAUAAUUUGGGGCAGUUGGAAGAAAACUUUCUGUCAAGCUCAUGCCAACCAAACUAUGAAGAGGAAACCACUGGGCUGGCAGUAGAUGCUGAAAAUAGAGACUUGGAUUCUGAAUUUGAAGACCUGGCAAGUGACGUCAGAGCACAGAAUGAGCUCAAAGACGAGGCUCCAUCAGUAAGUCACAGCCCCAAACGUACUCCGACAACACUUUCCGUUAAACCCCUUGGAACCAUAUCACCAGUCUUAAACCGUAAAUUAAUUGCAGGAAGUCACCCACCACCACCAAAACCUCCAUGUAAAGAGGGAAAUAAACCCUUGGCCCUAAAAGCUUCUGAAAUAACAGACCCAACACAAAUGUCAAAACCCACCCAAGGAUCCACUUUCAAACCACCCGUGCCACCACGACCACAAGUGAAAGUUCCUUUGCCUUCUGCUGACACCCCAAGUCAGACAGAAUCAGAGGUCCUCCCUGAAAAGCCAGAAAAGGUGCUGCCUCCUCCUCCUGCAGAUAAACCUGCUGAAAAGCAAGCGAAAAAUGUGGAUCACCCAGAAGAUGUAGCUCCAUCUAAGCCAUUUUUAGCAAAGCAAGAAGUGACGAGAGAUUUUACUUCAGAAAGCUCCUGCCCUCCUAAGGACAGUUCAGAUGACCUUCAGACGUGGGAAUCAUCGGAAAUUCCUUACCGUAACAAGCUAGGAAAAUGGACAAGAACCAGAGCAACCUGUUUCUUUGACAUAGAAGCCUGCCACAGAUACUUAAACAUUGCACUAUGGUGCAGAGAUCCUUUCAAGUUAGGGGGUCUUAUCUGUUUGGGGCAUGUCAGCUUAAAACUUGAAGAGGUGGCUUUGGGGUGCCUGGCUACAUCAAACAUGGAAUACUUCUCCAAGUUCAGACUGGAAGCCCCCUCACCUAAGGCAAUGGUUUCGAGAACCGCGCUGCGCAAUCUGAGUAUGCAGAAGGGCUUCAAUGACAAAUUUUGCUUUGGUGACAUUACCAUUCACUUCAAAUACCUGAAAGAAGGAGAACCAGACCACCCGGUAGUUACUAACUCAGAGAAAGAAAAAGAACUCCAUUUGGUCGAAGAGGUUUCUGCCCUACCUAAAGAGGAGCAGCUGGUUGGACAGAUGGGUUUAACAGAAAAUAAGCAUAGUUUCCAGGAUACUCAGUUCCAGAACCCAACUUGGUGUGAUUACUGUAAGAAAAAAGUGUGGACUAAAGCUGCUUCCCAGUGUAUGUUCUGUGCUUACGUUUGCCAUAAAAAAUGUCAGGAAAAGUGUCUAGCGGAGACGCCUCUUUGUGGAGCAACUGAUAGGCGGAUAGACCGGACUCUGAAAAACCUCAGGCUGGAAGGACAAGAAACCUUCUUAGGCCUGCCUCCUCGUGUUGAUGCUGAAGCUAGCAAGUCAGUCAACAAAACAACAGGUUUGACAAGACACAUUAUCAAUACGAGCUCUCGUUUGUUAAAUUUGCGCCAAGUCUCUAAAACUCGCCUCUCUGAACCAGGAACUGAUCUAGUGGAACCUUCACCAAAACACACACCCAACACAUCAGACAAUGAAGGCAGUGACACAGAGGUCUGUGGUCCGAACAGUCCUUCUAAACGAGGAAACAACACGGGAAUAAAGUUGGUGAGGAAGGAGGGUGGUCUGGACGACAGCGUUUUCAUUGCAGUUAAAGAAAUAGGCCGGGAUCUUUACAGGGGCUUGCCUACAGAAGAGAGGAUCCAGAAAUUAGAGUUCAUGCUGGAUAAACUGCAGAACGAAAUUGACCAGGAGCUGGAACACAACAAUUCCCUUGUUAGAGAAGAAAAAGAAGCAACUGAAUCAAGGAAAAAAUCCCUUCUUUCUGCUGCUUUGUCUAAAUCAGGUGAAAGACUACAAGCUCUAACACUUCUCAUGAUCCACUACAGAGCGGGCAUUGAAGAUCUUGAAUCUUUAGAAAGUCUGUCUUUAGACCAGCACUCCAAAAAAAUGAGCAAGUACACAGAGGAUGCGGAAGAAGACCUUGAUAAUGAAAUCACCCAACUAAUAGACUCCCAGCCAUUCAGCAGCAUAUCAGAGGACUUAUUUGGCCCAUCUGAGUCUGUUUAACAGACAGCCCGUUUGAACUUUUCGAGAGAUUU